Molecule: messenger RNA, 888 nt
Organism: Ceutorhynchus assimilis (cabbage seed weevil)
Lineage: Eukaryota; Metazoa; Arthropoda; Insecta; Coleoptera; Curculionidae
Source: the annotation of a GenBank genome assembly
AUGAUAGCUUCUCCAAUGUCCAUUGUAAAAUAUCUGUGCCUGUCCAGCUUAAUAGCAUACUGUGUAUGUGAAGCCGUUGCAGAAGUAGACCCCAACAAAGAUAAAAAGGUCAUAGACGAAAACCUCGAGCCAAUUUUCGAAGACAGUCAACCAGAAUUUGGAUCAUUUCCUGAUUCUCCUGUAUCCACACCACCAGACAGUGACUCAGAAAGUGCAUUUUCCAAUGUAACCAUUGAAAACAAUACAAAUUCAACUGAUUCAAACUCUUCUUCAAUAAAGCUUCUUAAUUGCAUAAGAGGCGGGAACAUUACAACAGUACAAUUAGUUAAUGAUAUUGAACUUAUAAAGUUACUCCUUCCAGACCCAAAGAUUUCUUCAGAAAAACAGGCUGUUGGCCAAUGUAUCGCAGUAUUGUUUUAUUCAAAAAAUUGUCCUUUUUCUAGUAUGGCAGCUCCACACUUUAAUGCCUUGCCCAGAGCAUUUCCUGAGAUUAAAAUGGUUGCUAUUAAUGCUAUGCAAUAUCAUUUAUUCAACCCACAAAACGGCAUUGUUGGAGUUCCAACAUUAUUACUUUUCCAUAAUGGAAGACCUUUAGUAAGAUACAAUGGAUCAGAAUAUAAUUUAGAAGCUUUCAUCAAGUUCAUCAACAAACAUACUAAUAUUGAACCUGUAGAAGGCUCUGUGGUAACUUCACAAGAUUUCGCUGGUCCUGUAGUUAGUUCUCCUUCAAAAGAUCCAGACAUGUUUCUUGUAAUUUCCUGGUUGUUUAUACUUGUAUGUUCUUGUUAUUAUUUUUCAAAAUCCAGAGUUUGGAAAUGGAUUGUGGAAAGUGUUGAAAAGAAUUGGAGGGAAUCUGAACAACAAGCUCAACACGAACAUAUGGAAUAG